AUGGCUAACAACGGUGUCUUCGUGCUGUCUCGUCCUCGGCUCGUCACCAUCGAGUUGCUCCAGCAAAACGCUGGAUUGCCUCAAGCCCAGGUAGCUGAAAGACUGGGCAUCUCGCUGACUGCCUUGAAGGGAGCAUGCCGGCAGCUGGGAAUCCCAAGAUGGCCAUGUGCGCGCCGCUUGGCUGCACAACAACAAGAGAACAGCCAAGACGCGACCCCCGACGACCCCUCUGCUGCUCCCUCCAGCAGCUUCUUUUCUUGUGAGUCCAUAACUCCACACCAUGUGCGCGAAGACGCUGUCUUGCAGCCAAGCAUGCAGAUGCCCGUAGAGAUGAUGUCGAGCGACCAUCUCCCAGGCGAGCUGCUACCUCCGUAUGAGCUCCCGAUGGCAUUGCAAGGGGGCUCUGAGGGCGGGUUGCACGAUAGGGUGGUGGUGGAUCCGGACUGGCUGGAGUGGUACAUGCAACCGAGCGGGAGAAUGGAAGAUGAAGGAGUCUCUAUCAGCUACACGGCUCCUACUGAACCUCGUCAUGGCUGA
Molecule: messenger RNA, 537 nt
Organism: Guillardia theta CCMP2712
Lineage: Eukaryota; Cryptophyceae; Pyrenomonadales; Geminigeraceae
Exons: 2
Coding region: 1-537 (178 amino acids)
Source: RefSeq, a predicted model, not a curated record